AUGGCUACUUACGGAAAUGUCGAUUGCCUCGGCGGCUGGCCGUUCAUUGGCGGGGGCCUAGGAGGAUAGGAGGGUGGCGGUUGCGGCGAUGGUGUGUGGAAAGGAGGCGGCUGAGGACUAGAAUGAGGUCGGGGCUGUGGAGGAACAUGAGCUUGAUGAGUAUGGGGGUGAGAAUAUUGAUGAUGCCAUGGUUGCUGAUAUGGAGGAGGGGGGCCGCUCCAACCCGGUGGAGGAGGUCUAUAGCUGCCGGGAUACAUCAGUCGGUCGUCGAGUCACGAGCGUUGCCAGCUGACAGAACCAGGCUGGAAGCGUUCACGUCAAGCGGUCCUUGUUGGCGCAAGCAAUUUCCAAUGAAGUGGCGUCAGAGAGAGUGUGUGUGUAAGGAGAAAGAAAGACUGGAGUUGGUGAGACACAGCGAAAGCACAGAUGUUUUUCUCCCGGCGCGCCGCUCUUGACUAAGAAGGAUUUCUUUCUAUGCACGGCGGCUGGG
Talaromyces proteolyticus is the source of this 490-nucleotide messenger RNA. RefSeq lists its product as uncharacterized. The transcript has a single exon. Bases 123 to 455 code for a protein of 110 amino acids. Lineage: Eukaryota; Fungi; Ascomycota; Eurotiomycetes; Eurotiales; Trichocomaceae. The record is from RefSeq and is a predicted model, not a curated record.